AUGAACGGGGAUGCGGCCUCACAAACCCCCGCCUUCGCCAACUGUCGGGCCAAGGCAUCAUUCAAGUUCAACGCUGGACAAGGCGCAGUACUUUGUAUGGACGGUGACACGAUAGCGACGAUUGACCCGCCAGGCGCUCUUCGACCGCUUCUUGACGACCCGACCCUGCCAGAGGGUAUAGUCGUUGUCUCGGAAGUGCAUGCUACCUCAUCUUAUGCGCGAUACCUUGGGACAUCAGUGGAGCGGCAGGUCAGCAUCGGCCUUCGCGCGACAGCACCCGCACUGCCCGACGUGGCCGGCGUCGAUGUUGGGGCGGAGUGGCUUAUCAGCUCUACUGCGGGGAACUUUAAGAGCAAGAUCAACCCCGACGGCGCGAGAACUUACUACCCACUCUUCCGUCUUGUCGCCCUCGAUGGCGCCGCUGCGGCGGCCCAUUCUGGCGGAAACCUUCGCCUGACCACGCAGGCUCUGAGGCUUGAGGAUCAGGCUGUCUCUGGCUUGUCCACCAACGGUGAAAGCACACUUUAG
Molecule: messenger RNA, 528 nt
Organism: Peniophora sp. CBMAI 1063
Lineage: Eukaryota; Fungi; Basidiomycota; Agaricomycetes; Russulales; Peniophoraceae
Source: the annotation of a GenBank genome assembly